AUACAUUGCGUUCACCAUCUAAAAACCCUUCAGAAAGUCCAAACCAGAACCCUAACAAACGGACACUAUCAGGAGAAAGAGGAAGGGAAAUCCGUACAAGCUUUAUUUUGCACCUUAGAAUCCGAUGCCGGCAAUGAAGAGGAAGAAGAAAAGUCGGGGAGAGGCGGUGGAUGGAGUCCUUGUUAACGAGGAGGACCCGAAUGAGCCCACCAUGGGAGAGAAGCUCGCGAGUCUGAAUCUGACACAGAAUGAUAAAUCCAAGAGUGAUGGUGCCAAGAUUGAUGAUGACAAGAGCGGAGACGAACGGCCAGAGCCAUCUUCUCUGCUCGAGCAGCCUCCAAGUCUGGACUCCGUUCAAGUGCUGCUUAAGCAGGCGUUACGCGCCGACGACCGUGCGCUUUUGUUGGAUUGCUUGUACAACCGAGACGAGAAGGUUAUUGCGAAGUCGGUUUCUUUGCUGAAUGCGGCGGAUGUUCUCAAGCUUUUGCAGUCUCUGGUUUCGAAUAUUCAGUCAAGGGGUGCAAUUUUGGCAUGUGCACUUCCAUGGCUAAAAAGUGUCCUUCUUCAACAUGCAAGUGGAAUAAUGUCCCAGGAAUCUUCUUUACUUGCCCUAAAUUCUUUAUUUCAGCUCAUAGAGUCGAGAGUCUCAACUUUUGAAUCAGCUAUUCAACUAUCCAGUUGCUUGGACAUCCUUUACACAGGGGUUGUUGAUGAUGAAGUAGAGGAGAAUGGCACCACAGUGCCAGUAGUUUAUGAGGACAAGGAUGAAAGUGAUGAAGAGGAAUCUGAGGACGCUAUGGAAACUGAUCAAGAUAGAGAAGAUGAGGAAGCAUCAGAUGAAGCAUUUGAUGGUGUUGAUGACAUUGAGGGAAGUGAUGGCAUCACCGAUUGAUGCAGAUUGCUAAUUUGUGUUGUAUUUGAGCAAUUGAGUCCAAUAUGGAUUUGGAUUUGAAAUAUUGCCUUGGAAAUUAA
Messenger RNA from Juglans microcarpa x Juglans regia, 972 nucleotides. Its product is annotated as WD repeat-containing protein 43. Gene Ontology annotation, cellular component: nucleolus. Bases 125 to 892 code for a protein of 255 amino acids. NCBI's taxonomy places the organism in Eukaryota, Viridiplantae, Streptophyta, Magnoliopsida, Fagales, Juglandaceae. The record is from RefSeq and is a predicted model, not a curated record. The transcript has 10 exons. Gene Ontology annotation, biological process: maturation of SSU-rRNA from tricistronic rRNA transcript (SSU-rRNA, 5.8S rRNA, LSU-rRNA).